UACCUUAUGCCUCGGAAGACCCCACAGAACACCCUAAGCUUGAUAUGGCUGUCACAACGGAGAGGAAAGAAACAUAAGAGAAUAGAAAUACAUAGCACCAUUCAGGAACGACUCCCAUCAUCACCCCACAACGCUCAGACCAACACCACCCACACCGCCACCACACCCACCUCCCUGCUGCCGUGACGCAUUAUUUUUGUUGAGAGUCUUGGUGGGUCUUGGAGUGAGUGAGGGAGGAUGAGUCGCCCCUCCGAUGGGUACUUCGGCCGAGGGUCACGCCGCAGGGUCAGUGAGGGGUACGGUCGGCAGUAUGGUGACUCCUACGGCGGUGGCAGAUCAUCACAGGAGUACUCACGCGACAGGAGCAGCGGUGGGGGGCGGUCACAGGGGAGGGGGCUGAUGGUGAACCCGUGGGAGGGGGGGAUGGUGCCGGGGAGCGGUGGGAUGGCCGGCCGGGCGCUGCAGGGGACGGCCGCUGCUCCAGACAUCGUGGCGUCCAUUAACCACCUGAGUCGUAUGGAUAACCCAGAGUCCGAACUGGCACUGAAUAUUCUCAACGCUGUGCUAACUAAUAAAGAAGAGACACAGUGGGCAAGACAGAGGGACUGGGAAGGCGGACAGAAGAGGAGGAUGGACUGGGAUGACCAAUAUUACGGGUCUGGCCGCGGCAUCCUACCCACCCCCCAGAUGCCCCCACGCAAACUGCCCCGGCGUGACCCUAACAUUGGCCCUGCGUACUCCUGGGGCGUGGUGGGGGGCUUUGUACCAGGGCGGCCGGGGAGGGGGCGGGGUGGAUCAACAGGGCCAGGGUACAAGAUGAAGAAAACAUUGCCAGCUAAGAAGAAAAUAGGAGCUAAGGAGGUCAAGACAAGUGGUGGUGGUGGUGCUGGUGGUGGUGCGAAGACCGAGGACAAGACUAAGGCGGGCAAAGUGGAGGAGGGGAAAGGUAAGGAGCCAGAGACAGGCAAUGGGAAGAAAGCAGAAGGUGAUGAAGGGAAGGCAGAAGCAGACGAGGAGGGCACAGCAGAAGGGGAGGCUGCAGCAGUAGGAGACACAGCAGGGGCGAAAUCUAGUGCUGGAGAGACAGAGCAGAAGAAGAAGGAGCUGGAACCAAAGAAGAAGAAGGAAGAGUGCCCUGUGCCUCUGUCCUACCUGCGUUGCCACAUUUGUCACAUGCACAAGUUCAACAAUGGCUCGAACUUCAUGGACCACGUGAGAAGCAAGAAACACCGGCGCAUUACUCUCUACUACCAGGAGAAGAUCGACUCCUCUCUCAAGAUGCUCAAGGCUCAGUCCUGGCUCAAGUCCCAGCGUCACAUUGUCUCCAUGGUAAAGCAGAAGGGUCGCAUCACCAGGUGUGACACGUGCGACUGCCCCAUCAAAGGCGGACAGGGGCCUCAUCUUUACCUCAGGGAGCAUGCUCUGGUGUACCACUUCACCAAGUGCUUCACCUGCAAGAAGAGGUUUGCUUCCAGGGCGGAGCUGGAGGCACACAAGCUCACCUUCCCCCACAUGAAGGCUCAGAGCAUUCAAGACAGCAUUGCACGGGAGAGGUUCUUGAGGAAAACUAGGAAACAGGGGAAGGAAACUGUCAUACCUGAGCAGAAGUUGACAGAGGAGUUUCAUGAGAUGGUGACACAGAUGCAGCUUAAUAACCUUAGCACACAGGUGUGGAACAAGGACACCAUACCUGUCUACGACCCUGCCACGCCCAUAGGCUUGAACCACUUGGUGAAGCAGUCACUGUUUGUUUGUGCCGUGUGCCCCAAGAAGGUGAGCCAGACAGCACACGAGGCGCUGGAGCACUGCAAGAGCCGAGAGCACUAUGACUGCUACCAGGCACACCUCAAGGCCCUGGAGGAGAAGGAGGCGAAAGGAGAGACAUCAGACAAGGAGAACGAGAAAGAAGAAAGCACUGAUAAAAAGGAAGCCACAGAGAAACCAGAAAUAAAGAAGGAAAAGGAGGAGGAGGAGGAGAACAAAGAUGAGAAAGAAACUGACAAACUAAAUGAGGAAGAGGAAGAAGAGGAGAUGGAAAUAAAGAUGGAAAAUGAAGAUGAUGGAAUGAAAGAUAUGGACAACAUGGAAGUUAUUGAUGAAGAAGGAGAACAAGAAGAGGAAGAAGAGGAAGAGGAGCAAAAUGUCAAUAAAGAUGUACAAGAAGGCAAUGAGGAGGAGGAGGAGGAGAUGGGAGAUGAUGUGCUGGCAUCCGUGGAAGAGGUGGGAGAGGAUCUUGAAGAGGAGACUGAGCUGGAAGAGAAGGAAGAGGAGAAGAAGGAGGAGGAGGAGGAAAAGGUAAAGGACACAGGUGAGAAGACCACCACCUCAGCAACUUCUGCAACACCUGAGGACAAGACAGGAGCCAGCUCCUCCCAGAACAAGCCCGCACCUGAGGACAUACCCACACCCACCCCUGCAUCCACCCCUGCACCCAAGUCUGCACCCAAGCCUUCACCCACCCCAGCACCCACUCCAGCACCCACUCCAGCACCCACUGCAGCACCCACCCCUGCACCCAGCACAGCCCAGGGGAAGGCUCAGGGCAGGCAGGGACGUGGCCGAGGCAGGGGAAGGGGCAGGGGUGUGGCGUGGGGGAGGAGAGUGUAAAGUGUGUGGGUUAGGUUUGUGUGUGGUGCUUGUCUGGGCCGCUCCAUGUGUGGGAGACCUCAGCUGGUGUAGAGAUGGAUAGAUAGAUGUGUGUGUGUGUGUGUGUGUGUGUGUGUGUGUGUGUGUGUGUGUGUGUGUGUGUGUGUGUGUGUGUGAGGGAUUUGUACUUCAUUCAAGCAUCUUUUAUUUUCACUACUGUUGAUAUCUUGUUCACUACUGGAAGAUUAGUACUAAGAUGUGAUUCUUGUUAUUUUUAAGGAUAUUAUUCCAAUGGUUUUCUCAGUUUUUGUGUGAUUGCAUUUCAUUCUUGUUGUACUGAGAGAGAUAGAGAGAGAGAGAGCAUUUACUCUCUCAAUAUGUAAAAGAGAAAGAGAGACAAGAAGUAAAUAAUUGAAGAUGAGAAAAGAAGCAACUGGAGAGAGAGAGAGAGAGAGAGAGAGAGAGAGAGAGAGAGAGAACAGACCGCAUUGCACAAACUAAUGAUAAAAAAAAACUCACAACCAUUCCAAAAAACAUAUUAGUUUUGUGAGUAGAAUUUGCCAGAAAGGAAAUUUGAGAUGCAGGAGUGUGUGGGAGAGGCAAAGGAUAUGUAGGAAGCCAGAUUACUGUGUGAAGGAUGUGUAGGAGAGGCUGAACAUAUCCUGUACACUGUGUCAGGAUGGUUAAGGAUGGUUUGGAAGGGAGCUAGUGUAUGAAGGAUGUGUAGGAGUGGGUACUGUGUGUUAGGAAGGAUUUGUGUUACAGGAGAUGAGGAUAUGUGUUUUUCACCACAAUUAUGUGUAGAGGGUGGUGUUAAGACUAUAGGAAGGUUCGAUUAAGCUGGAGCAUCAUUCCUAAUCUUGUCUUAAUAAAUGUAUGCAAACUGACUGUAAACUCUCUCUCCUUCAGUGUUCAUUUGUAUAUUUAUCAGUUUUUGGGGUCAAGAUGUCACUUUAUUUAUUUAUUUAUUUAUUAUUGUUAUUUUGUUUGUCUUAUUUUUUUUUUUCUUUGUGUUGGACAGUUUACAAGUCUCUUCCAGUUUUUGUGGCAGUGGAUGUGGUUUCUUUCUGUGAUGCUUGUCCUUGCCAUGCCUUCCUUCCCAGUGACUGCCAUGUGUAGGCCUGAUGGCUCCUUGCAGCUUCCCUUUUGUACAUCCACACUCAGCAUCUCCAGGUGUUGACUGUUUACCUUUUUUGUGUCUUCCUCCACAUAUAAAUAACACACACACACACACACACACACACUCCAGGUCUUUUCAGAUAUUCAGCAUUCAUUCUUAUCAUGCCUUCACACACUCACAGCAUCUCCAGGUCUUCACACUCACCAUUCCUCCUUAUCCUUCACUCCAUACAGUAUCCACUCCACAUAGCCUGCCCUCUUAUCCUUCAGUCCUUCACUAAGCCUCCAUCUCUCAGUCCACACAGCCUUCACCCCCUUCUUUACUCCACACAGCCUCCCCCCACAUGCUUCACUCCUUUACUCAGCUUCCCUCCUCAUCUCUCAGUCCACACAGCUUCCCCCCUCAUCUUUUACUCCUCCACACAGCAUUCCUCAUCUCACACCAUCCAAGCCAUCCACAUCUACAUCUCACACCUGCAGCAUCCCUGGAAUCACAUCAGUGCCCCCCAGGUGACAGGUGAGCUCAGUUUUAAGAGAUUAAAUGACUUGUCUAAUUGUCUUCUAUUUAAUUUUUCGUCACCACCACCUUCACCAAUCUUUAGGACCUAGACAUGCUGAUUAUACUGUUUGUCAUGCGUAUUUUUAAUUCUGGAGUAGGGAAGUGAAAUAAUUGAUUUCAUAUUAAGAGCUAAAGUAAGAACGUAAGAAAAAUAAGGGCUGGUGCAAGAAAUUAAUAGGCCUACAAGCGGCAGUCCCUAUUUGAAACAUGCCUGCGUAUUUUCACCUAUCAUCCCUAUCCAUAAAUUCGUGUAAUCUUUUAAAACUACCUAAUGACAAUGCUAACAACCUGGUUUGUUUGUCUCUACCGCGUGGAUAAAAAUUUUUCCUUAACUACCUUGUUGUAUUGCUUGUAAUGGUUGAUGUAUUCUGGUCUGCAACCAUCAUUUGUAUCUUGUUUGUAUUCUUGUAUUCUUAAGCAAUUCAUUUCAAAAUAAUGGCUAAGAUAGUUAGUCUUUGCCAUGCGGAUAAAAUAUUUCCUCUAACUACCUCGUUAAAUUAAUCUGCUUGUAAUUGUUAAUGUAUUCUGGUUUGUGUUCUCCAUUUGUAUCUUGUUCGUAUUCUUAAGCCCUUUGUUCUUUCACCAGGACUGUUAACAAAUGCCACAGACGUGAUUGGUCAGGUUCUCAUGGGUGUUCUCCUCAUUAAUGACGCAGGGUUCUCACCAAACCAUCACUGAGUCAUGAUAUUGCCAUUAUCACUUCAUUAACUUUCACUACAGGCUGUAAAACUAUCACCCAAGGAAACACACUUGUAAAUCCCUAACAGUUUGUACUAUACCCUGCUAAAACAUCCCUAAAACCACGAUAACUUACAGUAAAUCAAAGGAAAUUGUCACUAAACCAUGAAAAUACCCUUGCAAAAUUCAGAUCACCUCACUAAUUAUAAUUUCAAUCACUAAAGCCACGAAAACAUCCUUGGAAAACCAAAUAACUUUACCUUGGGUUUCUUAAAAGUAGUGGAGGUCUUUUCUUUUCUUCCCUUUUGUUGCCUUAGCCCGGUGUCCCUCUAAUAUGAAAAAAAAAGACAUUGAAGCGUUCGAGACAGCGAGAAAGUUCCGAAGCUUCAGCAGAUGUGAACUGACGCCUGACUCUAGCGGCGUCGCCCUCUCCACUUCCGUCCGCCGCCCAGGUAAGGUCAUGCCAACCACGUGCCCCCGCUCCGCUGCUUCACAAGGCGCCCCACGGUGCUACAGCCAGCCCGGCGCUCCACAUUGGCGGCCUGAAGACCCACGCAUCCCAGCGACCCAGUAAAAGUUGUGUGCUGGCAGGUCGCUCCUCAUGCUGCCGUUUUAGAUGCUAGCCUGCCCGAGCGCUCCUCUCUUCCCGCUCCUGCCUCUCUGCCUGCGACGCGCCUGGGGUGUCUGGCUGGAUGAGUAGUGACGCUGCAGUGACCUUGCAGACUGGCGGCGGCUGCAGCACUCCCCUGCAAUACGUCCCCUGCAUUGCUGUAACAAAGCAGCCGUGUGAGCAUAGUGAGUGAGACUCGUGGGCUGGCGCGCCGCCGGUUAAUGAGCAUCAGUGUUGUAAGAGUCCGAGGGGCUCCCAAAUAUAGAUAUUGUUUUUA
Scylla paramamosain (green mud crab) is the source of this 5829-nucleotide messenger RNA. RefSeq names its product zinc finger protein on ecdysone puffs-like. The record is from RefSeq and is a predicted model, not a curated record. The transcript has 19 exons. Lineage: Eukaryota; Metazoa; Arthropoda; Malacostraca; Decapoda; Portunidae. Bases 238 to 2607 code for a protein of 789 amino acids.